AUGUCGGCCGAAGCAGUGUCAACUCGCGAGCAGCGUCAAGAAUGGAAGGAACGGCAUAUCCGGUCGAAUGAUAAAUUUGUGACAGAUAUCCCUAAGAUUGAGCUUCAUGUUCAUAUCGAAGGAACUAUGACGCCGGAGCUACGGUGGAAGCUUGCUCAACGAAAUAAGAUCCCUCUGACUGUUGGAUCUGAGAGGGUGCCUCUCUCUACUCUUGCCGAAAUUCGAGAGGCAUACCAGAACAUUCGAGGCAGGAUUGGGGCAACUUCUGCAGAUGGCAAAAGAAACAUGACAUUCUUUGAGGCAUAUUAUGGUGGCUUCGACCUCUUGCAAACCGAAGAGGAUUAUUUUGACCUCGCGAUGGGUUAUUUUGAACGUGUUGCCGAGAUGAACGUCCGUUAUUGCGAGCCCUUCUUCGACCCCCAAGGACACACUAGACGAGGGAUACCGAUUGGCAUGGUCUUGGAAGGUUUCAAGAGAGCACAGAUUGCGGCUGAACAUCGGUUGAAUGUCAGAUCUCAAUGGAUCAUGUGCAUGCUACGCGAUAUGUCUCCGGAGUCAGCUAUGGAUCAGUAUGAAGCUGCUUUGCCUUACAAGGACAUGAUAGUAGGUCUUGGCCUCGAUUCGGACGAAUAUGAACGACCGCCGUCACUAUUUGACGACCUGUUCAAGCGCGCUCGAGAAGAUGGAUUCAGGCUCACGAGUCAUUGUGAUUUCAACCAAAAAGAUACUCAUGAUCACAUCCGCCAAGUGGCUGAGAGACUUGGCGGUACUGGGGCAGAGCGGAUUGAUCAUGGAAUGAACGUAGCAGACCAAGAAGAUCUCAUGGAAGUUGUCAAAUCAAAGGACAUGGGAAUGACAAUAUGUCCUUGCGCAUAUAUUCGCCACGCUUCGGAAGAAGCAGUCUUCCCUCGCAUUCGCAAGUUAUUUGACACGGGUAUCAAGAUUGCAAUUGCUUCGGACGAUCCUGCAUAUAUGGAGGACAAUUGGGUUCUUCAUAACCUACACAUGGUUCGCGAAAAGUGCAGCUUCAAGAACAAAGACAUGGUGCAGCUCCAGAGAAAUGCCGUUUCUAUAUGCUGGGCUGGCGAUGAAUUGAAGAAGGAGCUUCUGGAUGACCUUAAUGAGUUUGAGAUGUCUUUCUCUUCGCAAUAA
Lachnellula hyalina is the source of this 1152-nucleotide messenger RNA. Its product is annotated as putative deaminase. Gene Ontology annotation, molecular function: adenine deaminase activity. The record is from RefSeq and is a predicted model, not a curated record. Gene Ontology annotation, cellular component: cytosol. Gene Ontology annotation, biological process: adenine catabolic process; hypoxanthine salvage. NCBI's taxonomy places the organism in Eukaryota, Fungi, Ascomycota, Leotiomycetes, Helotiales, Lachnaceae. The transcript has 2 exons. The coding region runs from base 1 to 1152 and encodes 383 amino acids.